GAGUCCCGUGCCCUUGGGAAGUUGGUGCAGACGAUGUUCAUCUUGUGUGUGUUGGUGACUUGCGUUUCUGCUCUCACCACUUCGUCAGUGGAACACGCAGAAAGGGUUUCUGGAACCCCCACUACGCCAGAGAAACACACAGAGCUUGGAGACAACUGCAGAUUUCGUGGCAGAGAGUUCAAAUCUGAAUUCCGGCUAGAAGGUGAGCCUGUAGUUCUGCGGUGCCCUCUGAUGUGGUCUUAUUCAGAUGCCUCCACCAGUUCCUACCCCUUUCUGACCUGGCGUAAAAUGAACUCAUCUCAGCUAAUCCCGGGAGAUGAGCCAAGGCUGUGGGUGAAGGAUGCCUCCCUCUGGGUUCUGCCAGCAGUGCAGCCAGACUCUGGGACCUACAUCUGCACAUUCAGAAACGCAUCUCAUUGUGAGGAGAUGUCCAUUGAGCUCAAGGUUUUCAAGGACACUGAAGCAUCCCUGCCAUUUGUUUCCUACUCGCAAAUCUCAACCGUUUCUACCACCGGGUUGCUAGUGUGCCCUGACCUGAAAGAAUUCAUUGGCAAAACCGGUGGAAAUGUCCAGUGGUAUAAGGGCUCUGUCCUCUUGGAUAGAGACAGUAAGAAAUUCCUCAGAGUGCGAGACCCUACACGCUUACUGAUCUCCAACACAUCCCUGGAAGAUGCCGGCUUUUACAGAUGUGUCGCCACAUUUCUCCACAAGGGCACGAAAUACAACAUCACUAGGAAUAUUAAGCUCCGUGUUGAAGAAAUGACCGCGGAAUCCAUCCCUGUGAUUAUCUCUCCCCUAGAGACAAUACCAGCAUCUCUGGGGUCAAGACUCAUAGUCCCGUGCAAGGUGUUUCUGGGAACUGAUACAUCUUCUAACACCAUUGUGUGGUGGAUGGCUAACAGCACUUUUAUCUCAGUGGCCUACCCAAGAGGCCGUGUGACCGAGGGGCUACUCCACCAAUAUUCAGAGAACAAUGAGAACUAUGUGGAAGUGUCGCUGAUUUUCGAUCCAGUCACAAGGGAGGAUCUCAACACGGACUUUAAAUGUGUGGCCAAGAAUCCAAGGAGUCUUCAGUCACUCCAUACCACAGUCAAAGAAGUCUCCUCCACGUUCUCCUGGGGCAUUGCGUUGGCACCCCUGUCACUGGUCUUCCUGGUUGUGGCGGGAAUAUGGAUGCACAGACGGUGUAAACAGAGGGCUGGACUGACCAAGCUACGGACUGACAACCAGGACUUUCCUUCCGGCCCAAGCCAAAUAAAGGAAAUGAACUAA
This is a messenger RNA of Microtus ochrogaster (prairie vole), 1272 nucleotides long. RefSeq names its product interleukin 1 receptor type 2 (gene Il1r2). Gene Ontology annotation, molecular function: interleukin-1, type II, blocking receptor activity; interleukin-1 binding. The record is from RefSeq and is a predicted model, not a curated record. NCBI's taxonomy places the organism in Eukaryota, Metazoa, Chordata, Mammalia, Rodentia, Cricetidae.